Molecule: messenger RNA, 1976 nt
Organism: Klebsormidium nitens
Lineage: Eukaryota; Viridiplantae; Streptophyta; Klebsormidiophyceae; Klebsormidiales; Klebsormidiaceae
Source: the annotation of a GenBank genome assembly
CUUGAGGCUGGGGGCUCAAAUCACUUGCUUUGAUUUUCACAGAGGAAGAGGGAGGGCGCCAGAGAGCGGCUAAGCUGGCACUCAAUUGAUCUCUGCGUUGCUCUUGAUUGUGACCCUGUAGUCGCAGCUUCACGAGAGCCAAUAUCCAAGAAGCGGGAGGCAAUUGGGCGGUCAUGGCCGGAGCAGGAGGCACGAGGAUUCUGCAAGAUGAAGCGGUUGAGGAGAAGGGAGAGAGGGCCAGGAUGGCUUCAUUUGUUGGAGCCAUGGCAAUCGCUGAUCUGGUGAAGACAACACUUGGACCGAAGGGAAUGGACAAGAUUCUGCAGUCAACAGGGAGGGGCCAGAACAUCAUGGUCACAAAUGACGGGGCAACCAUUUUGAAGUCGCUGUAUGUGGACAAUCCAGCUGCAAAAGUGUUAGUAGACAUUUCGAAGGUACAAGAUGAUGAGGUAGGGGACGGGACGACGUCGGUGGUCGUCCUUGCCGGGGAGCUCCUACGGGAGGCAGAGAAGCUCAUCAGCCAGAAGAUACAUCCAAUGACCAUCAUCUCAGGCUUCCGAGCGGCUGCUGAGACCGGGAGAGGAAUCCUAGAGAAGGCUUCUUUCAAUAACUCCAAAGACAAAGACAAGUUCCGCCGGGAUCUUCUAAACAUCGCCAUGACGACCUUGAGCUCCAAGAUCCUGAGCCAAGACAAGGAGCACUUUGCGGAGCUGGCAGUGGACGCGGUGCUGCGGCUACAGGGGAGCGGGAAUCUGGAGGCUAUCCAGAUCAUCCAGAAGCCCGGGGGUUCACUCCAAGAUUCGUUCCUUGACGAAGGAUUCAUUCUGGACAAGAGGAUUGGGGUGGGACAACCGAAGCGCAUCGAGAACGCCAAGAUCCUGGUAGCCAACACGCCAAUGGACACCGACAAGAUCAAGAUCUACGGGGCACGUGUGCGCGUCGACUCCAUGUCUAAGGUGGCCGACAUUGAAGCUGCGGAGAAGGACAAGAUGCGGCAGAAGUGCGACAAGAUCAUCCAGCACGGCAUCAACUGCUUCGUGAACCGGCAGCUCAUCUACAACUUCCCGGAGGAGAUCUUUGCGGACGCGGGCGUCAUGGCCAUCGAGCACGCCGACUUCGACGGCAUUGAGCGGCUCGCGCUGGUCACGGGGGGCGAGAUCGUGUCGACGUUCGACGACCCGACGACCGUCAAGCUGGGGCACUGCAAGCUGAUUGAGGAGAUUAUGAUAGGCGAAGACAAGCUGAUCCACUUCAUCGGCGUGGACAAACCCGAGGCCUGCACCAUCGUUCUCCGGGGGGCCAGCACGCACGUUCUUGAGGAAGCGGAGCGGUCGCUGCACGAUGCGCUGUGCGUGCUGAGCCAGACCGUGAAGGACAGCCGCGUCAUUUACGGGGGCGGCUUCCCUGAGGUCAUGAUGUCGAACGCGAUCGAGGAUCUCGCCCGGCGCACGCCCGGAAAGCGCGCUAUGGCGAUUGAGGCCUUUGCGACGGCGCUGCGCGGUAUUCCGAGCACAAUCGCGGAAAAUGCGGGGCUCGACGCCGCCGAGAUCGUGACGCAGCUCCGGGCGGAGCAUGCAAAGGAGCGGAGCAAGGCGGGGGUAGACGUAAUCAGGGGGACGAUCGGGAACAUGGAAGAGCUAGGCAUCUACGAGUCUUUCAAGGUCAAACAGGCCGUCUUGAUGUCGGCCACAGAAGCGGCGGAAAUGAUCAUGAGGGUAGACGAGAUCAUCAAGUGCGCACCUCGGAAAAGAGAGGGAAUGGGACACGGCAUGUAGCUCCAAGAAUGAAGGCAGAAUAUGGACUCCGUUUAAUGAAAUUGAGUCCUUACGAAACGUUGAGCGCCUCAGUCCUGCACACGAAGGACUCAACUCAUGCAAUCACCUCGAGGCUGCAAGCCUCCAUGACCCUUGUUAGUUUGCCAUGCAGUAGAAAAUCAAAUUGGAUCCCAGCAAUGCUUGCAGGCUGCAAUAUUUCAG